AUGGAGGUUGUCGAUCGGAGGAAUUCCGAAACGGUCACGUGGGAGCGCGGAUGCAUUAACCGGGGUUAUGCGCUGGGGCCGCUCCAGAGAAUCGACGUCGGACUCUACUGCCCCACGGCGAGCUAUCCCAUCACUAACACCGUUGCGCGCCGCAUCUCGGGCUCCUAUUCGAGCCUGGAAUCGUUACAGGCGUCACCGAUAAUGCACCUUACAUCAUUCGGCUAG
Molecule: messenger RNA, 225 nt
Organism: Colletotrichum lupini
Lineage: Eukaryota; Fungi; Ascomycota; Sordariomycetes; Glomerellales; Glomerellaceae
Exons: 2
Coding region: 1-225 (74 amino acids)
Source: RefSeq, a predicted model, not a curated record